Molecule: messenger RNA, 1339 nt
Organism: Ooceraea biroi (clonal raider ant)
Lineage: Eukaryota; Metazoa; Arthropoda; Insecta; Hymenoptera; Formicidae
Gene: U2af38
Product: U2 small nuclear riboprotein auxiliary factor 38
Biological process (GO): mRNA splicing, via spliceosome
Cellular component (GO): U2AF complex
Molecular function (GO): metal ion binding; RNA binding
Source: RefSeq, a predicted model, not a curated record
CGAUAGAGAUUUAUCAAGUUUGAAUAAAAUGUCGGCCGGCGUACGGUGCGUGUAUUUCUCGAUCGCUUCGAGUGGUCUUGCAGUAACUUCGAAAUAAUUACGAUUUUCGAGCGUAGGGUGUACAUCAUGGCAGAAUAUUUAGCAUCGAUCUUCGGCACUGAAAAGGACAAGGUAAACUGCUCCUUCUAUUUCAAAAUUGGCGCAUGCCGCCACGGUGACCGCUGUUCACGUAUUCACAAUAAACCUACAUUCAGUCAGACAUGCCUGCUACAAAAUCUCUACGUGAAUCCCCAGAAUUCCGCAAAGAGUGCAGACGGCUCGCAUUUGGUCGCGAAUGUAUCGGAUGAAGAGAUGCAGGAGCACUAUGACAAUUUCUUCGAGGAUGUCUUCGUUGAGUGUGAAGACAAGUACGGAGAGAUCGAGGAGAUGAACGUGUGCGACAAUCUUGGCGAUCACUUAGUGGGCAACGUUUACAUAAAGUUUCGCAGGGAGGAGGAUGCCGAGAGAGCCGUGAACGACCUGAACAAUCGUUGGUUCGGUGGCAGACCCGUUUACGCCGAGCUCUCGCCAGUGACGGAUUUCAGGGAAGCCUGCUGCCGUCAAUACGAAAUGGGAGAAUGCACGCGGUCUGGAUUCUGCAACUUCAUGCACCUGAAGCCGAUCUCGCGCGAGCUGCGCCGCUAUUUGUACAGUCGCAAGAAGGGCGGUAGGGGAAGGUCGAUAUCGCGCUCGCGAUCGCGCGGCCGAGACCGCAAGCGUAGAUCCCGAUCGCGUGACAGACGAUCGAGGUCCAAGGACCGCCGGAAGAGGGACGACAAGGGUAGAGACGGACGGUCCGGAAGGUAUUAAUUGUAAGCAAUUCCAUUCGAUAUGAAUGCGAGCAUUCCGAUGGCUCGAUUGAACGGAGAGACUAUUAAACAUUGUCUUUUUGUCUAUGAUAGAAUACUCAUCUUCGUAAUAUAUAUUUAUUAUGUACUGCGAUCGUAAUUGUGGAAUCAGUAUUUUUCAAUCAGUUAUAAGUCAUACUAAAGUGUUUUCUACGCGAGAAUAACCCUUGAAGGAUGAUCGCUAGACUAGUGAAUUGUGCAUAGCCGGGCGUCUGAAGUCGCGCGAAUAAUGAAAUUAUCGCGUAGAACGAUAUAUCGGGUGAGGAGCAAUUUUCAUAUUAUUAAAUUGACGUCGUACGGAAUAAGAUUAACGGAAUAAGAGAUCCAAUCGAGUACCGAAUUUCUUCUUUCAGCGACUCGGGCAAUCCCCCGAGAUAAUUAAGAAAAGCCAGUUAUUUAAUUUGUAUCAUGAUAAACGGAACAAAUAUAAAAUAUAUAAGUAUAGAAACAUA